AUGCUGCUGAAGUCACUACAGCUGCAUAUACUGAUAGUCACUACAGCUGCAUAUACUGAUGCAGUCACUACAGCUGCAAACACUGAUGCAGUCACUACAGCUGCAGACACUAAUGCAGUCACUACAGCUGCACAUACUGAUGCAGUCACUACUGAAGAUACUGAUACAGUUGCUACUGCUGUGGAUACUGAUGCAGUUACUACUACUGCAGAAGUCACUACAGCUGCAGAUCCUGAUGUAGUCACUGCAGCUGCUGAUACUGAUGCAGUCACUACUGCUACAGAUACUGAUGCAGUCACUACUGCUGCAGAUACUGAUGUAGUCACUACUGCUACAGCUACUGGUGCAGUCACUACUGCUGCAGAUACUGAUGCAGUCACUACUGCUGCAGAUACUGAUGCAGUCACUACUGCUGCAGAUACUGAUGCAGUCGCUACAGCUACUGGUGCAGUCACUACUGCUGCAGAUACUGAUGCAGUCACUACUGCUGCAGAUACUGAUGCAGUCACUACUGCUGCAGAUACUGAUGCAGUCACUACUGCUGCAGAUACUGAUGCAGUCACUACUGCUGCAGAUACUGGUGCAGUCACUACUGCUGCAGAUACUGAUGCUGUCACUACUGCAGAUACUGAUGCAGUCACUACUGCUGCAGAUACUGGUGCAGUCACUACUGCUGCAGAUACUGAUGCUGUCACUACUGCAGAUACUGAUGCAGUCACUACUGCAGAUACUGAUGCAGUCACUACUGCUGCAGACACUGGUGCAGUCACUACUGCUGCAGCUACUGGUGCAGUCACUACUGCAGAUACUGAUGCUGUCACUACUGCUGCAGAUACUGAUGCAGUCACUACUGCUGCAGCUACUGGUGCAGUCACUACUGCUGCAGAUACUGAUGCAGUCACUACUGCUGCAGAUACUGAUGCAGUCACUACUGCAGAUACUGAUACAGUCACUACAGCUGCAGAUACUGAUGCAGUCACUACAGCUGCAGAUACUGAUACAGUCACUACUUCUGCAGAUAAUGAUACAGUCACUACUGCAGAUAAUGAUGCAGUCACUACUGCAGAUACUGAUAAUACUGAUACAGUCACUACUUCUGCAGAUACUGAUGCGGUCACUACUGCAGAUACUGAUGCGGUCACUACUUCUGCAGAUACUGAUACAGUCACUACUUCUGCAGAUACUGAUGCGGUCACUACUUCUGCAGAUACUGAUGCGGUCACUACUUCUGCAGAUACUGAUACAGUCACUACGUCUGCAGAUACUGAUGCGGUCACUACUGCUGCAGAUACUGAUGCGGUCACUACUUCUGCAGAUACUGAUACAGUCACUACUUCUGCAGAUACUGAUGCGGUCACUACUUCUGCAGAUACUGAUACAGUCACUACUUCUGCAGAUACUGAUGCGGUCACUACUGCUGCAGAUACUGAUGCGGUCACUACUGCUGCAGAUACUGAUACAGUCACUACUUCUGCAGAUACUGAUACAGUCACUACUUCUGCAGAUACUGAAGCAGUCACUACUGCUGUAGAUACUGAUGUAGUUAUUACUGCUACAUAUACUGAUGCAGUCACUACUGCUUCAGAUACUGAUGCAGUCACAACUGCUUCAGAUACUGAUGCAGUCACUAAUGCUGCAGAUACUGAUUCAGUCACUACUGCUGCAGAUACCGUUGCAGUCACUUCAGCUGCAGAUACUGAUGUAGUUAUUACUGCUAUAUAUACUGAUGCAGUUACUACUGCAGAUACUGAUGCAGUUACUACUGCUGCAGAUACUGAUGCAGUCACUACAGCUGCAGAUACUGAUGCAGUCACUACAGCUGCAGAUACUGCUGCAGUCAAUACUGCUGCAUAUACUGAUGCAGUCAAUACUGCUGCAUAUACUGAUGCAGUCAAUACUGCUGCAUAUACUGACGCAGUCACUACUGCUGCAUAUACUGAUGCAGUCACUACUGCAGAUACUGAUGCAGUCAAUACUGCUGCAUAUACUGAUGCAGUUACUACUGCUGCAGAUACUGCUGCAGUCACUACUGCUGCAGUCAAUACUGCGGCAUAUACUGAUGCAGUCAAUACUGCUGCAUAUACUGAUGAACUCACUACUGCUAUAGAUACUGAUGCAGUCAAUACUGCUGCUGAUACUGCUGAAGUCACUACAGCUGCAAAUGCUGCUGAAGUCACUACAGCUGCAAAUGCUGCUGAAGUCACUACAGCUGCAAAUGCUGCUGAAGUCACUACAGCUGCAAAUGCUGCUGAAGUCACUACAGCUGCAUAUACUGAUAAUAGUGAUACAGUUACUACAGCUGCAGAUACUAAUGCAGUCACUACAGCUGCAGAUACUGAUGCAGUCACUACUGCUGCAGAUAGUGAUACAGUUACUACUGCUGCAGAUAGUGAUACAGUUACUACUGCUGCAGAUAGUGAUACAGUUACUACAGCUGCAGAUACUAAUGCAGUCACUACAGCUGCAGAUACUGAUGUAGUCACUACUGCAGAUACUGAUGCAGUCACUACAGCUGCAGAUACUGAUGCAGUCACUACAGCUGCAGAUACUGCUGCAGUCACUACAGCUGCAGAUACUGCUGCAGUCACUACUGCUGCAGAUACUGCUGCAGUCACUACUGCUGCAGAUACUGAUGCAGUCACUACAGCUGCAGAUACUGAUGCAGUCACUACUGAAGCAGAUAAUGAUACAGUUACUACUGCUGCAGAUAGUGAUACAGUUAAUACAGCUGCAGAUACUAAUGCAGUCACUACAGCUGCAGAUACUGGUGCAGUCACUACUGCUGCAGCUACUGGUGCAGUCACUACUGCAGAUACUGGUGCAGUCACUACUGCAGAUACUUAUGCAGUCACUACUGCUGCAGAUACUGAUGCUGUCACUACUGCUGCAGAUACUGAUGCAGUCACUACUGCAGAUACUGAUGCAAUAACUACUGAAGAUACUGGUGCAGUCACUACAGCUGCAGAUACUAAUGCAGUCACUACAGCUGCAGAUACUGGUGCAGUCACUGCAGCUGCAGAUACUGAUGCAGUCACUACAGCUGCAGAUACUGAUGCAGUCACUACAGCUGCAGAUACUGAUGCAGUCACUACAGCUGCAGAUACUGCUGCAGUCAAUACAGCUGCAGACACUGAUGCAGUCACUACAACUACAGAUACUGAUGCCGUAACUAAUGCUGCAGCUACUGAUACAGUCCCUUCAGCUGUAGAUACUGCUGUAUUCACUACAGCUGCAGAUAUUGCUGCAGACUCUGAUGCUGUCACUACUGCUGCAGAUACUGAUGCAGUCACUACUGCAGAUACUGAUGCUGUCACUACUGCUGCAGAUACUGAUGCAGUCACUACUGCAGAUACUGAUGCAGUCACUACUGCAGAUACUGAUGCAGUCACUACUGCAGAUACUGAUGCAAUAACUACUGAAGAUACUGGUGCAGUCACUACUGCUGCAGAUACUGAUGCUGUCACUACUGCUGCAGAUACUGAUGCAGUCACUACUGCUGCAGAUACUAAUGCUGUCACUACUGCUGCAGAUACUGAUGCUGUCACUACUGCUGCAGAUACUGAUGCAGUCACUACUGCAGAUACUGAUGCAAUAACUACUGAAGAUACUGGUGCAGUCACUACAGCUGCAGAUACUAAUGCAGUCACUACAGCUGCAGAUACUGGUGCAGUCACUACUGCUGCAGAUACUGAUGCAGUCACUACUGCUGCAGAUACUGAUGCAGUCACUACUGCUGCAGAUACUGAUGUAGUCACUACUGCUGCAGAUACUGAUGCAGGCACUACUGCUGCAGAUACUGAUGCAGUCACUACUGCAGAUACUGAUGCAGUCACUACAGCUGCAGAUACUGGUGCAGUCACUACUGCUGCAGAUACUGAUGCGGUCACUACUGCUGCAGAUACUGAUGCGGUCACUACUGCUGCAGAUACUGAUGCAGUCACUACAGCUGCAGAUACUGAUGCGGUCACUACUGCUGCAGAUACUGAUGCAGUCACUACUGCAGAUACUGAUGCGGUCACUGCUGCAGAUACUGAUGCGGUCACUACUGCUGCAGAUACUGAUGCAGUCAUUACUGCAGAUACUGAUGCAGUCACUACUGCAGAUACUGAUGCAGUCACUACUGCAGAUACUGAUGAAGUCACUACUGCUGCAGAUACUGAUGCAGUCACUAUUGCUGCAGAUACUGAUGCAGUCACUACAGCUGCAGAUACUGAUGCGGUCACUACUGCUGCAGAUACUGAUGCAGUCACUACUGCAGAUACUGAUGCGGUCACUGCUGCAGAUACUGAUGCGGUCACUACUGCUGCAGAUACUGAUGCGGUCACUACUGCCGCAGAUACUGAUGCAGUCACUACAGCUGCAGAUACUGAUGCGGUCACUACUGCUGCAGAUACUGAUGCAGUCACUACUGCUGCAGAUACUGAUGCGGUCACUGCUGCAGAUACUGAUGCGGUCACUACUGCUGCAGAUACUGAUGCGGUCACUACUGCUGCAGAUACUGAUGCGGUCACUACUGCUGCAGAUACUGAUGCAGUCACUACUGCUGCAGAUACUGAUGCGGUCACUGCUGCAGAUACUGAUGCGGUCACUACUGCUGCAGAUACUGAUGCGGUCACUACUGCUGCAGAUACUGAUGCGGUCACUACUGCUGCAGAUACUGAUGCGGUCACUACUGCUGCAGAUACUGAUGCGGUCACUACUGCUGCAGAUACUGAUGCAGUCACUACUGCUGCAGAUACUGAUGCAGUCACUACUGCUGCAGAUACUGAUGCAGUCACUAUUGCUGCAGAUACUGAUACAGUCACUACAGCUGCAGAUUCUGAUGCAGUCACUACUGCUGCUACUGCUGCAGAUACUAAUGCAGUCACUACUGCUGCUACUGCUGCAGAUACUAAUGCAGUCACUACUGCUGCAGAUACUGAUACAGUCACUACAGCUGCAGAUACUGAUGCAUUCACUACUGCUACAGAUACUGAUGCAGUCACUCCAGCUGCAGAUACUGCUGCAGUCAAUACAGCUGCAGACACUGAUGCAGUCACUACUGCUGCAGAUACUGAUGCAAUAACUACUGAAGAUACUCAUGCAGUUAUGACUGCUACAGAUACUGAUACAGUCACUAAUGCUGCAGCUACUGAUACAGUCCCUACAGCUGUAGAUACUGCUGUAUUCACUACAGCUGCAGAUAUUGCUGCAGUCAAUACAGCUGUAGACUCUGAUACAGUCACUACAGCUAGAGAUACUGAUGCAAUAACUACUGAGGCAGAUACUGAUGCUGUCACUACAGCUGCAGAUACUGGUGCAGUCACUACUGCUGCAGAUACUGAUACAGUCACUACUGCAGAUACUGAUACAGUCACUACUGCAGAUACUGAUUUCACUACAGCUGCAGAUACUGGUGCAGUCACUACAGCUGCAGAUACUGGUGCAGUCACUACAGCUGCAGAUACUGGUACAGUCACUACAGCUGCAGAUACUGGUGCAGUCACUACUACUGCAUAUACUGAUGCAGUCACUACAGCUGCAGAUGCUGGUGCAGUCACUACAGCUGCAGAUACUGGUGCAGUAACUACAGCAUCAGUAUCUGCAGUGAUCCGUGACUCUCACACCCUGGAGCGUGACUCGCACACCCUGGAGCGUGACUCGCACACCCUGGAGCGUGACUCGCACACCCUGGAGCGUGACUCGCACACCCUGGAGCGUGACUCACACACCCUGGAGCGUGACUCGCACGCCCUGGAGCGUGACUCGCACACCCUGGAGCGUGACUCUCACACCCUGGAGCGUGACUCUCACACCCUGGAACGUGACUCUCACGCCCUGGAGCGUGACUCUCACGCCCUGGAGCGUGACUCUCACGCCCUGGAGCGUGACUCUCACGCCCUGGAGCGUGACUCUCACGCCCUGGAGCGUGACUCACACACCCUGGAGCGUGACUCUCACGCCCUGGAGCGUGACUCUCACGCCCUGAAGCCUGCCAGGCCUCCCUCUGCUCCCAAGGUGCUCCCAAGAUGUUCACAAGGUGCUCACAAGGUGCUCACAAGGUGCUCACAAGGUGCUCCCAAGAUGUUCACAAGGUGCUCCCAAGGUGCUCACAAGGUGCUCACAAGGUUCUCCCAAGGUGUUCACAAGGUGCUCCCAAGGUGCUCCCAAGGUGCUCACGAGGUGCUCCCAAGGUGCUCACAAGGUGCUCCCAAGGUGCUCACAAGGUGCUCCCAAGGUGCUCACAAGGUGCUCACAAGGUGCUCCCAAGGUGCUCCCAAGGUUCUCCCAAGGUGCUCCCAAGGUGCUCACAAGGUGCUCCCAAGGUGCUCACAAGGUGCUCCCAAGGUGCUCCCAAGGUGCUCACAAGGUGCUCACAAGGUGCUCACAAGGUGCUCCCAAGGUGCUCCCAAGGUGCUCACGAGGUGCUCCCAAGGUGCUCACGAGGUGCUCCCAAGGUGCUCACAAGGUGCUCCCAAGGUGCUCACAAGGUGCUCCCAAGGUGCUCACAAGGUGCUCCCAAGGUGCUCACAAGGUUCUCCCAAGGUGUUCACAAGGUGCUCCCAAGGUAUUCACAAGGUGCUCCCAAGGUGCUCACAAGGUUCUCCCAAGGUGUUCACAAGGUGCUCCCAAGGUGCCCACAAGGUGCUCCCAAGGUGCUCACAAGGUUCUCCCAAGGUGCCCACAAGGUGCUCACAAGGUUCUCCCAAGGUGCUCCCAAGGUGCUCCCAAGGUGCUCACAAGGUGCUCCCAAGGUGCUCACAAGGUGCUCCCAAGGUGCCCACAAGGUUCUCCCAAGGUGCCCACAAGGUGCUCCCAAGGUGCCCACAAGGUGCUCCCAAGGUGCUCACAAGGUUCUCCCAAGGUGCCCACAAGGUGCUCCCAAGGUGCCCACAAGGUGCUCCCAAGGUGCCCACAAGGUGCUCCCAAGGUGCCAGGAGACGCUGGCACACCAGCCCUCCACCAACACAAGCAACACAACAAUAA
Messenger RNA from Procambarus clarkii (red swamp crayfish), 6966 nucleotides. Lineage: Eukaryota; Metazoa; Arthropoda; Malacostraca; Decapoda; Cambaridae. The record is from RefSeq and is a predicted model, not a curated record.